Molecule: messenger RNA, 1059 nt
Organism: Phytophthora infestans T30-4
Lineage: Eukaryota; Oomycota; Peronosporomycetes; Peronosporales; Peronosporaceae
Exons: 4
Coding region: 1-1059 (352 amino acids)
Source: RefSeq, a predicted model, not a curated record
AUGGCAGAAAGCUACGACGCCAGUCCAUCUGCGAGUCCUGUUGAACGUCAAGAACCAGUGGCAGAUAUCCCAGUGCUUCCAAAAGGGAAAUGGCUACAACUUGAGAUUCUCAGUACGUGGGGUGAUCCCUACUACGUGGGUCUCAAUGGCAUCGAGAUCUUCAAUCACCUGGGCGAACUUCUUAAAUUUAAAGAUCCAGAGACGCAAGUUACAGCUCGUCCCGAGAGCAUCAACGUGUUAGAAGAGAACACGGACGACUCUCGUGUUCCUAGAAAUCUGGUGGACGGAGUGAACUUAACUUGCGAUGAUUUCCACAUGUGGCUCGCUCCAUUUACGCCCGGCCAGCCUCAUUACGUGCUACUGGGUCUGGAGGCUACCGUCUCCGUGUCGAUGAUACGUAUCUGGAACUAUAACAAGUCACGGACACACACAUGUCGAGGUGUUCGAGAGGCGCCAGGUCUCGUCGGUGCAGAUAGCUUGGAACUGUCCAAUGAGGUGAUUUUAUUCACCCAAGACGCAGCCAUCCUUGAGGCUAUUGAGGCGAAUGAUGACGCAUUGCGAAGACUGGCAAAGGAACAAAAACGUGAAGAUGAAGAAGCCCAGGAGAUUGUGGAUAAUUUACAUCGAUCCAUGGAGCUUCAACGUCCGCGGACUUCUGAUACUGGGUCUAGGACAGUGGAAAGCAACGAUGAAGAUCAUGUACUGAGAUAUGGUAGACCCAUGACGAUGGCAAGCCGACCGCUAGCAAGUAGAGAUACAACCGUGAAGACUUCGAUUGACUCGUGGGUGGCUGAAGAACCGCAGCAGAUGUCUCCGGAUGCUGCUAAAGUGUCAGCGUUGGGAGCCAGCAACGAUGGACUUGUCAAUGAUGAAAAUCUGCCUCGAGGUCGACGACUUACACUGCAGUUGCACAGUACAUGGGGCGAUAGAAAUUACAUCGGAUUGACGCAAGUGGAGGUGCUGGUUGGGUCACACGGAGCGCCUCUUCCUAUGAAUAUCAACAAUUUGGAGGCAAAACCGCGAGAUUUGGCUUCGGUAAGUUGCGUUAAGAAGUCUUAA